CCUGAAGCGCGUGCGCAGUCGGUCACAUCCCCCACGUACGCACGUACCUCGCGCUGCUUCCGGCUCCGGCGACAUCGGGAAGUGGCAACUAUGGCGAGCUGGGCCCGGGGCCCAGGCCCGGGGGGCGGCGCAGCCGCCGCGGACACUGACACGGACACGCUCCUGGACGGCGAGAACAGGCGUCUGGCGGAUGGGCUAGCGGCCAAGGUCACGCGCCUCAAGGCCCUGGCCCUGGAUAUGGACCGGGACGCGGACGAGCAGAACCGCUACCUGGACGGCAUGGACUCGGACUUGUCCAGCGUGACCAGCCUGCUGACCGGGAGCGUGAAGCGCUUCUCCAGCCUGAGCCGCUCGGGCCGGGACAACCGGCGGCUGCUGCUCUGCGUGUCUGUGGGACUCAUCAUCCUCUUCUUCUUCCUGUCCUACCUGCUGUCCAGAGCGCGGACAUGAGUGGGGGGAGGCCCCAUUGCCCAGGAGUGUGCCCCCAAAUCCUAUUUUUGUACUUCCCCCUUACCCGGCGUCCAGAAUAAAAAAGGAAACGGUGGAUAUGCGCGCACGCCGCACUCCGCCCCCGUGGUCCCUCA
Molecule: messenger RNA, 584 nt
Organism: Antechinus flavipes (yellow-footed antechinus)
Lineage: Eukaryota; Metazoa; Chordata; Mammalia; Dasyuromorphia; Dasyuridae
Gene: BET1L
Product: Bet1 golgi vesicular membrane trafficking protein like
Exons: 4
Coding region: 91-450 (119 amino acids)
Biological process (GO): regulation of retrograde vesicle-mediated transport, Golgi to ER; retrograde transport, endosome to Golgi
Cellular component (GO): SNARE complex; Golgi trans cisterna
Molecular function (GO): SNAP receptor activity
Source: RefSeq, a predicted model, not a curated record